Cryptomeria japonica (Japanese cedar) is the source of this 1979-nucleotide messenger RNA. Its product is annotated as aspartyl protease AED3-like. Lineage: Eukaryota; Viridiplantae; Streptophyta; Pinopsida; Cupressales; Cupressaceae. The transcript has a single exon. Gene Ontology annotation, biological process: proteolysis. The record is from RefSeq and is a predicted model, not a curated record. Bases 46 to 1500 code for a protein of 484 amino acids. Gene Ontology annotation, molecular function: aspartic-type endopeptidase activity.
AUAGUGGAGCGACCAAGCACGCAAUUACGUUUAUGCAUUAUAUAUAUGAUCUCCAUCCUUGCAGCUCUAAGCUCAUCGAUCACUCAAUACCUCAUUGUGUGGAACUACAAUCACAAUGGCGAAGUGUGCAUGCUCAAUCUUUUUCAUCUCAGUGCUUUUCCAAAUCAUCCUUUCUGUGUUGGCCCAAAAGAGCGUGCCAAUGUAUGUCCUGCGUCAUUCAUAUGGAAGGACGAAGAGCUUAACAAGGACUGCUCUGCGAGAGAAUUAGAAAAUUCAAGCUUGAGGAUCACCCACAUUCAAGGAAAAUGUUCCCCAUUCCGGCUCCCCAAUACAACAUGGUGGAGUGCGAUAAUGGAGUCCAUCAAAGGCGAUGAACAUCGCUACCGAGCAAUAAUGAAAAGAAGCAAAACCCCUAUUAGUCCACAAGAAGACGUGGAUGUACCGUUAACGCCCCGCUGGAAGGAUGGUGGAAAUUACAUUGUGAAGCUGGGUUUUGGCAAGCCCAUUCAAAACUUCUACUUGGAAGUGGACACCGGAAGUGACGUCACCUGGAUACCCUGUGUUUCCUGCUCUUCUUGCUUAACUCGCCGUUUCCGCCCAUCAAAAUCUUCAGCCUACAAAUACCUCACCUGCGCAUCAAAGCUUUGUCAAGAUCUGGGUCUCUGUGGAAAUGAUAAAAGUAUUAACUGCACCGCUACACAGACAUACGGGGAUCAAACAGAGGUUGGUAUGUUGAUGUCAACCGAGACUCUCUCUGUGAGCUCGCAGUACGUGAAGGAGUUUGUUUUUGGAUGCGCAUAUUCUGUCAAGGAACCCUUUGUCCAGACCACGCUCGGUUUAGUUGGCUUUGGGAGAGGUUCUCUUAGCUUUGUUUCAGAGACGGCUGCUUUAUAUGGCAGAACGUUCUCUUAUUGCCUUCCUAGCGUUGGGUCCUCUGCAUUCACUGGGUCUCUCAGACUGGGGAAAGCCGCUCUUUCUGUUCCGGGCUUAAAGUUCACUCCCCUCUUGUCAAAUGCCCAAUUUCCUUCUUACUAUUUUCUAGGGCUCACUGGAAUCUCUGUGGGAAAAGAGCUUGUUUCUAUUCCUACUGGAACGCGGAAAGGGACCAUCAUUAACUCGGGUACUGUUAUUAGUCGGCUCGUGAAGCCCGCUUACAGUGCCAUGCGAGAUUCUUUCCGCCGUCAAAUGUCUAAUCUCACUCUGGCUCGGCCCUCAGAGCCUUUCGAUACGUGCUAUAAGGUUCCUAAAAAAGCUGUGAAGUUUCCUGUGAUUACAUUGCAUUUUGGCCAUAGUUUGAACUGGACUCUGCCUAUGGAGAACACUUUGUUCCCUGCAAAUGCUAGGGGUUCGGUCUUGUGCUUGGCUUUUGCUCUUUCUCCCGAUGGGGGAGACUCGAACAUGGUUUCCAUAAUUGGGAAUUACCAGCAGCAGAACUUCCGCGUAGUGUAUGAUGUGCCAGGCUCAAGGCUUGGUAUUACUCCAGAAAUUUGUGAUGCUUAGUGCUUGGUGGUUGGUAUGUUUUAGUAUAUGAGUCUUUUAAGAAAAGCAUCUUAAUGUAAUUUUGGUAUUGCUUCAAAGAAUUGUGAUGCUUACUGCUUGGUUGUUUAUAUGUUUUAGUAUGUGAGUCUUUGAUAAAAGCAUGUUCAUGUGUUUGUUUUAGUAUGUGUGUCUUUGAUAAAAGCAUCUUGAUGUAACUUUGGUAAUGUUUCUGAGAAUCGCAAUGUUUAGUGCUUGGUUGUUUGUAUGUUUUAGUAUGUGAGUCUUUAAUAAAAGCGUCUUGAUGUAACUUUGUUAUUGCUCCAGAGAAUUGUGAUGCUUAGUGCUUGGUUGCUUGUAUGUUUUAGUAUGUGUCUUCGAUACAAGCAUCUUGAUGUAACUUUGGUAUUGCUCCAGAGAAUUGUGAUGCUUAAUGCUUGGUUGCUUGUAUGUUCUAGUAUGCGACUCUUCAAUGAAAACAUCUUGAUGUAAUUUUGGUAUUA